Messenger RNA from Closterium sp. Naga37s-1, 999 nucleotides. The record is from the annotation of a GenBank genome assembly. Lineage: Eukaryota; Viridiplantae; Streptophyta; Zygnematophyceae; Desmidiales; Closteriaceae.
AUGAUAGAAACUAGGGCCCGGUGCAGCAAUGGCGCUCGGGCGGUAGCGGCACACAAGCAGCAGUGUCGGGCAAAAGCAGCGGCGGUGCAGUGCACGGGCGGCAGCGGCUGCCGUGUGGUGCAUGGGCGGCAGCAAUGCAUGGGCAGCAGUGGCGCACAGGCAGCGCACGGGCUGCGGAAGGGCGGCGCACGGGCAGCAGCACGUGGGGCAGCAGGGCGCGCAGUGCAGCAGCGCGCAGGGCAGCAGGGCGCACAGGGUAGCAGGGCGCGUAGGGCAGCGGGGCGCGCAGGGCAGCGGGGCACGCAGGGCAGCGGGGCGCGCAGGGCAGUAGGGCCCGCAGGGCAGCAGGGCAGGCGCAGUUGGGCAGGCGCGGCACACGAACAGCAGCGCGCGAGGCAGCAGGGCGCGCGGUGCAGCAGCGCGCAGGGCAGCGGGGGCGCGCUGGGCAGGAGGGCGCGCAGGGCAGCUGGGCGCGCAGGGCGCGCAGGGCAGCGGAGGGCGCUGGGCAGCGGGGCGCGCAGGGCAGCGAGGCGCGCAGGGUACGCAGGGCAGCGGGGUGUGCAGUGCACGCAGGGCAGCAGGGCGCGCAUGGCGCGCAGGGCAGCGGGGCGCGCGGGGCAGCGUGGCGCGCGAUGUAGUGGCGCGCAGGGCAGCGGGGCGCGCAGUGCAGGGACGCGCAGGGCAGCGGGGCGCGCUAGGCAGCAGGGCGCGCAGGGCAGUGGGGCGCGCAAGGCGCGUAGGGCAGCGGGGCACACUGGGCGCGCAGGGCAGCGGGGUGCGUGGGGCAGCGGGGCGUGCGGUGCAGUGGCGCGCAGGGCAGCGGGGCGCGCUGGGCAGCAGGGCGCGCAGGGCAGCGAGGCACGCGGGGCAGCGCGGCGCGCUGGGCAGCAGGGCAGCAGCUCGCUGGGCAGCAGCACCCGGGGCAGCGGGGCGCGAGGUGCAGCGGCGCUCAGGGCAGCGGCGCGCGGGGCAGCAACAUGCGGGGCAGCGGCACGCUAG